AUGGCAGAUUUAUCCAUAGUUCACGGGCCGCAAGAGCCUGCACUCUGGUCCAAGAGGCUAGGAGAUCUGAUUGAGGAACAAGCUCGCAACUUCGGAGAUCGUAUCGCAGUUGUGACGCCUUGGCAGGACAAGAGAUUGUCCUUUAACGACCUUGCGGAGAGCAGCAAAACGCUAGCCAAUGCCAUGGUCUGUGCUGGAUUGCGACUCGGCGACUGCAUUGCGGUCAUGGCCGGGAACCGAUACGAAUAUAUUCAAGUAUUUCUUGCUGGGGGGAGAAUAGGGUGCCCAGUCCUGCCAAUGAACAACGCCUACACACCAGCGGAGCUUGUAAGAGCCUUGCAGAGAAGUUCUGGGAUUGUGAGCUUUGGUGAAUCCAACAUAGACGCACACAUUCAAAGUUAUGAGGAUUUUUUGGCCUCCGGAGCGAAGAGCACAGAUAAAGACAAUUUUCGGGAGUUUGCUGAACAAAUCGUGCGACUUUCAGACAACCUCAGCUAUCAGUACACUUCUGGAACGAGUGGGGAGCCAAAAUUGUCCAUGCUUUCCCAUCGUGGUCUGAUCAACAACGCACGUCUCGUCGGUGAUGCCAUGCGUCUUGGCCCAAAUGAUAUAGUCUGUUGUCCGCCACCAUUAUUCCAUACCUUUGGUCUAGUACUUGGUUUUCUCAACGCCUUUAGCCACGGCAGUACGAUUGUCUUUCCCUCGGAUCACUUUAACGCCGAUCAAGUCAUUCAGGCAGUCGAUCAGGAAAAGGCCACCGCCCUACUAGGCGUACCAACAAUGUUUGUGGCAGAAUUGGAAAUUUGUGAUGCUAAACAGAUCAAAAUCACGACUGUCCGAACGGGACUCGCGGCUGGAUCUCCAGUUUCAGAGACACUUCUGGGUCGGCUGGAGAGUCUACUAGGCAUCAAUGGUAUGCUUAUUGCGUACGGAAUGACUGAAACAAGCCCUGUGACAUUUAUGACUUCACUUGAUGAUCCAAGGGACAAGGCAAUGACCACUUUGGGCAAAGUUCUCCCGCAUACCUCAGCCAAGAUUGUAGACCCGAAUGGGACGAUUGUUCCCCGAGGAGAGAAAGGAGAACUGUGUACCAGCGGUUAUGGCUUGCAAAGAGGAUAUUUCAAUAACGAAUCAAAAACCAAGGAAGCAAUGCGACUAGACGCAGAUGGCAGAUUAUGGAUGCAUACUGGAGAUCAGUGCUGCUUGGAUUCCGAAGGCUAUUGCCAUAUCAGCGGUCGAACUAAAGAUAUCAUUAUUCGAGGUGGUGAAAAUAUGUUCCCACUCGAAAUUGAAGAGCGACUGCUACUUCAUCCAGCUAUCGUCGAGGCUAGCGUUGUUGGAGUUAAUGACCAAAAAUACGGCCAAGUGGUAGGCUGCUUCCUUAAACUGGCCGCAACCCACAGUAAAGUUCGAGAUCAAGAGGUAAGAGAUUGGGUGCGUGAAGAAUUGAGUUGGCAUAAAGCGCCGCAGUAUAUAUUUUGGGUGGGCGACGGAGAGAUAUGUCCAGAUUUCCCGAAGACUGCCAGUGGCAAGCACCAGAAACAUCUCAUGACGGACAUUGCCAAUAAAACUCUAUUUGGGAAUCACUCUGCAUCAAGAAACUUGCCAGUGCGCCUGGGAUACUCGCUUUUUGGCUUAUCG
Molecule: messenger RNA, 1641 nt
Organism: Penicillium macrosclerotiorum
Lineage: Eukaryota; Fungi; Ascomycota; Eurotiomycetes; Eurotiales; Aspergillaceae
Product: acetyl-CoA synthetase-like protein
Exons: 4
Biological process (GO): fatty acid metabolic process
Molecular function (GO): medium-chain fatty acid-CoA ligase activity
Source: RefSeq, a predicted model, not a curated record